Molecule: messenger RNA, 588 nt
Organism: Trypanosoma theileri
Lineage: Eukaryota; Euglenozoa; Kinetoplastea; Trypanosomatida; Trypanosomatidae
Exons: 1
Source: RefSeq, a predicted model, not a curated record
AUGAUGUCAGUACGCCACGUCCUUUGUAUUCUCACUAUUGCACUGUGUUGUGUCUGCAGUUAUGUGGUAGCUGCUCAAGAUGAAGAUCUUAAGGCUGUGUCUGCGGAUCCUGGUCCUGAGGGUCCACCAGGUCCUGGUGAUGGACUUUCUGAAGUUUCUCAUUGUCCAUCUGAUUCACCCCCUGUGAAAGGUGAUUCUCAGUGUGCAGAAAGGGGUGGGGGAGGACGUAAUGAUGAUCUUGGUACACCUCCUGGUCUUAAGGAACAGCCACCUGGACAAGUAACUGAAAAUACAAUGGAUGGCCUUCGAGAAGAGGGAAGUGUUAGUAGCGGUACAAAAGUGGAAAGUGCUAAAAGAAACUUGGAAGUGAAAGAUGCCCAAGAAGAGAGUUCAGAAGAUGAACGUAAUCCACGUGCUGGUGCCGUAUCACCUGCAUCUGGAGUGCCUAGAACUUCUGAUCUUGAUAACGGAAGUGAAGGAGACAAAGCGUUGGGCCUUAAGGAACAGGAAGGUCAAGGCUCUCCAGUUGCUGUACAAGGCGCACAGGGUCCUCCCGGUGCUGCUGCUCCCUCUCCUGGUCCUACUUCU